AUGGAUCGUGGGCAGAGCCUGGGAGCGGUGCACCUGCGACUGCUACAGCUUCUGUGGCUGCUGCCCCGCUCCUGGGCCGGCCCGGCAGCCCCUGCUCAGGCUUGGCAGGAUGAGCCGCAGAACCACACGUUAUUGCACACGGUGUUCUGUCAGCUUGGAAGCCCCAGUGUGGGGCUCUCUGAGACCUACGACUCGGACCUGCUCUUCUCCUUUGACUUCACUCAUAACACCAGCGUGCCGCGCCUGCCCGAGUUUGCCGACUGGGCCCAGGAGCAGAGUGACAUCCCUGACAUUUUAUUUGACAAAGACUUCUGUCAGAAGAUGGUCCAGAUAAUCGGCCCAAAACUGGAGGGGCAGAUCCCAGUCUCCAGAGGUUUCCCAGCUGCUGAGGUCUUCACACUGAAGCCGCUGGAGUUCGGCAAGCCCAACACGCUGGUGUGUUUUGUCAGUAACCUUUUCCCACCCAUGCUGACAGUCAGCUGGGAGCACAAUUCCAAGCCAGUGCAAGGAGUCGGGCCUACCACAGUGUCGGCCGUCAGCGGACUCAGCUUCCAGGCCUUUUCCUACUUAAACUUCACACCACAGCCCUCCGACCUGUUCUCCUGCAUCGUGACUCACGAGAUUGACCGCUACACGGCCAUCGCCUACUGGGUGCCCCAGGACGCGCUGCCUUCGGAUCUGCUGGAGAAUGUGCUGUGUGGCCUGGCCUUCGGCCUGGGAGUGCUGGGUAUCAUUGUGGGCACUGUCCUCAUCGUCUCCUUCCGCAGGCCUUGCUGCAGUGACUGAUUUCUCCUGACCAGAGCUGGAUGCCAGCCAGCAGCUUCGCCCUCCAAGCAGGAGAUGGUCGAGGCUCACACAGCCCACUGGGAUCUCUACUUUUUGGAGCAUAAGUCCCCAGGACUGCCUGCCCCUGUGUGUGUGUGUGCGUGUGCAUGAAUGUGUAUGUUUGCAAGGUGGAUAUUUUGCUGGGGACUCUGUUGUCCCUGGCCUACCUCUGGGAGACAUGCAAUAAAUGUCAUCUUUU
Molecule: messenger RNA, 1024 nt
Organism: Ochotona princeps (American pika)
Lineage: Eukaryota; Metazoa; Chordata; Mammalia; Lagomorpha; Ochotonidae
Product: HLA class II histocompatibility antigen, DM alpha chain
Exons: 5
Coding region: 1-786 (261 amino acids)
Biological process (GO): antigen processing and presentation of exogenous peptide antigen via MHC class II; immunoglobulin production involved in immunoglobulin-mediated immune response; peptide antigen assembly with MHC class II protein complex
Cellular component (GO): MHC class II protein complex; membrane
Molecular function (GO): MHC class II protein complex binding
Source: RefSeq, a predicted model, not a curated record